AUGUUGCAGAAGAAGAUCUACCUUUGUGGCAUAGAUCAUGUGGACAGAAAAAAUAUGCCCAAAAACUUGAAAGCUGACAAAGGAAUGAAACGAGGAGCUGUGGAUACUAUGAGUGCAAAUGGCGUCACGUGUGUAAAAUGGAUUGACAAUAGAUCAGUGACACUGUUGUCAAAUUUCCUUACAUGCAAAAAGGAUAUGACGCAUGUGCUGAGAAGGCAGGCAGGAUGUACAGAAAAGCUGCAUAUUCCAUGUCCAACCAUUGUUACUAUUUACAACAAGUACAUGGGGGGUGUGGACCUGAUGGAUCAGAAGAAAGUGUCCUAUGAGACAGACCGGAAGUAA
Molecule: messenger RNA, 342 nt
Organism: Pelobates cultripes (western spadefoot toad)
Lineage: Eukaryota; Metazoa; Chordata; Amphibia; Anura; Pelobatidae
Source: the annotation of a GenBank genome assembly